Molecule: messenger RNA, 798 nt
Organism: Nematocida major
Lineage: Eukaryota; Fungi; Microsporidia
Exons: 1
Coding region: 1-798 (265 amino acids)
Source: RefSeq, a predicted model, not a curated record
AUGAAAAGGUUGCCAAAUGAAAAUCAGCAGACGGAGAUCACGCCUCUCGCACGUCGGGUUAUCGACCUAAGGAAGGAUCGGCCUGAUAUAUUCCCAGAAAGAACAAAAACACUAAAGCAAUACAUUAUAAGGGCGUGGAUUUCCGUCAAAGACUUUUUCUUGGCAGUGAUUGGCCUUUUUCGAACAGGCAAGGAGUUUGACACGACAGAAGUUGCAUGCUUAAAGCUUAUAAUAGAGGAAGCAAUUGCAGUGAAAGAGGAAAAACUGCGCAGACUAAAAGAGCACCAUGCAGAAGAGAAUGAAACGGGCAGUAGUAGCCAAAGCAUGCCUGCCCACGAUGUGCUCGUGGCAAGCAGAAGCAAUGGGGCCGUGGAAAUGGAGAAUUAUUUCGCCAUAAACGCCUUGAAAGCCACAGCAAAAACAAGAAUCGAUGCACAGUGCCUGGAAAUGAUGGAGUCCUCGGUGGAGUUUGAUCAAAGAAAGGAGGCCACGCAGAAAGAGAUGGGCAUCCGAAUGCCCAAGGCCCAUAACACUAUAAAAAAUGUGUUUCUGGCGCUGUUUGUUAUUGCCCAUGUUCUCUUGGUUUCGCUGUGGAUAUAUUUUGUCUUCUACCACCUCUUAAUGUCAAAGGUAGAUAAAAUCGACUUUGACGCCAUAGAAAAAAAGAACAAACACUACAGCGAAACAAUCAUGCGGUACAAAAGCCUCUACACAAAAGGGGAAGGGCAUAAAGAAGCAGAAGACUAUUAUAAUGCGUACUACGUCAACCCGGGGAAGGGAGGGUUACCAAACCCAUAG